Drosophila subobscura is the source of this 446-nucleotide messenger RNA. It is a transcript of the gene mRpL42, whose product is annotated as 39S ribosomal protein L42, mitochondrial. Lineage: Eukaryota; Metazoa; Arthropoda; Insecta; Diptera; Drosophilidae. The transcript has a single exon. The record is from RefSeq and is a predicted model, not a curated record. Gene Ontology annotation, cellular component: mitochondrial large ribosomal subunit. The coding region runs from base 26 to 403 and encodes 125 amino acids.
UCGAUGUUAGCAAUAGUUUGGAAAAAUGUCUUCGGCGGCACGUUUAUUUACUAGUUUUCGUUUAUUUUCUAAAAGUGCAGUAAACUGCAAUACCAUCGAGGGAAAAAGCCUGGUGGACGGCGUGGCUAUUACCAAAAAUGGCAAAACAAUAGUUGCCUGGCAUGCAGAGACAGCCUUUCCAUACGAACACUCAAAGCCGCUGCCCACAGUUGCGGAGGUGCAAACGUCUGCGGUGAUCAAGGAGAGUGCACUGAAGACUGCGAUGUCGGCGUUUCAUAGGAAGCAUCCCGAGCAGUCCCGCUACGAACUGUCGAAACUGACACACACCACAAAGCACCGUUGGUUCCCGCGAGCACGCGACAAGAAGGCCAAGAAGACGCCCAUGGAUAGGCCAUACCUGUAAACUUCGUUGCAUUGCAUAAUAAAUUCGUUUACGUUUUAAUCCA